Molecule: messenger RNA, 2164 nt
Organism: Westerdykella ornata
Lineage: Eukaryota; Fungi; Ascomycota; Dothideomycetes; Pleosporales; Sporormiaceae
Exons: 5
Coding region: 329-2086 (585 amino acids)
Source: RefSeq, a predicted model, not a curated record
ACUGCUCAUCAAGUCCUCCAGCCUUGUUGCCUGUUAAGGCUUUCUUGAACACAAUUUUAUGGUGUAGGCGGGGCGAGCUCCUAUAGUUCUGCAAGUCGUCUGAGGGGGAGAGCAACGCGAGCUGCGUGCCAAUGAUAUGGACAAGAAAUCUUCUCAAGCAUUGUUUAUUUAGGAUGCAGGUUUGAGAUAAUCUUUUGGCAGCGCUCUAUUUUGCCUUAGAAGGGAUCAAGCACUUGGCCUUCGCAGAAGGGAACGCCACCUUUCCUCUGGCGGCUACGAAAGUAGAAUACUGUGCUACCCUUGUACGAGCAGCCUGCUGUAGAUCGCCAUGAGUGGAGUUGAAGUAGCUGGGUUGGCGCUUGGUGCCUUGCCCAUUCUUAUUUCGGCCAUCGAGUCCUACAACGAAGGCCUCGACCCAAUCAAGAGCUUCAUGAGAUGGGAGCGUGAACUGCCUCAGUAUAUCCGGAAGCUGCGCAAUGAGCAUGUUCAUUAUGCGCAAACGAUGCGCCAACUGCUGGAGCCGAUAACGACCGAGUUCGAAUUGGCCGAGAUGCUUGCCGAACCAGGCGGGAAGCUCUGGAAAGAUAAAGAAAUGGCUUCCAAGUUGCAGGAAAGGUUGCAGGAGUCAUACCAGGCAUACCAGAGUACAGUUGCAGAUGUGGAGCGUAUAAUGAAGAAGAUUGCGAGCAAGCUGGACCUUGAUCGGGCAGAGGAGCUGACGCGCAACGACCUCGAAGCAAUCAUAGCUGCGAAUCCGCGAAAGCCAAAUGACAAGUUCGAGUUUAGGAAGAGAGUCAAGUUUGGAAUGGGCAAGAAAACGAUAAAGGGCCUCCUAGAUGAGCUUUCUGAAUGCAACAAGGAGCUCGAGCGCUUUACCGACAAAAGCGAAAAGUUGGAGACGUUCCGAAAAGCGACUAAACCAUCAUUUGCGGCCCGAUUGCAGCGGAUCCAGGACCUUGCAAAAAGUCUCCACAGCUCCAUCAUCACGUCGUGGUCGUGCGCGUGCCGUCAAUACCAUCAGGGUAAUAUCCAACUUGAGCAGAGAGAAACACUGUUUGCUUCUGGCGCAAAGAGAGCCAAGGCAUCGCCCAAGAUCUGCUUCACGGUUGCCUUUACCACUUCAGGUGAUGCAACCCACUCCUGGACCUGGCAAGAAGCGGAAUUUCAUAUUGAAGAUGAAGAUGCAUGCUCUGCCCCCCUGCCAAACCCAAUAUCGAAGCCGAAAAUGUCAAAAUCUGUCAGUUUCGGUGAUACCGCUCCGCCUCCCUACUCCUUGACCGAUCCUAGCCCUGUCCCGGUUUCGAUGCCAACACUGCAGGAGGUGAAGGACCUCUGCGCUUCUAUCCAGAAACUGCACAUGAGCUCAUCGUGCAUCGGUUUCCGCUUGGACAGCAAGAGCAAACUUCUCAGAGGUGUAUACCCCGUCGACUCCCCCCUGGAGAAACCGAAGCUCCUGCACCAAGUAGUCACCCUGGAGGAGCUAAUCAACAAACCUCCGGUAAUCAAUGGACGCCCUUCUAAGCUCAGCAAGAAGGAACGGUACUUUCUAGCAGUCACGCUCGCAAGCUCCGCGCUUCAGCUGCACUCGACUCCCUGGUUCCCCGACCAGUGGAGCGCCAAAGACAUCGUCUUUCACAAGGCAUCCGCGGGUCCACGUUUGAUCGACAUCGACCACCCCUACAUGUCCUCGUCGAAGCUACUGGAGCACGCGAAAGACGCAUCAAGCCCGCAGAGAACCCGCAGCUUCCAAAACAAAAACACUGUCCUUCUCGCCCUCGCCGUCGCCCUGCUGGAGCUCUACUUCGGCAUCUCGGCGCAACAGCGUCAAGCCGACGAGGGCGCAACCGAAGACGGUCCCGUCUCCGGCAACCCCUGGCAGCUCUGCGCUUUGGCAUACGAGUGGGCGGAGACGGAGCAGGAGAAUCUGUCGGCUGCGUUCUCGAAUGCGGUUAACCAUUGCUUGAGAUGCUUUAGCGAUCCGUCGUCUUCGCUGAAAGAUUCCGAGUUCUUGCAGGCGGCUGUGGAGAGUAUCGUCUUGCCGUUGCAAGACGAGCUGUAUCAGUUUCUGGGGAAGACGGCCGCCUAAAAUUGAAACUGGGUCCUGGCAGUGCACUAUCGACCGAGACUAGCUGUGCUGGCGAAGAGAAAUAUCGGCUUGCUGGGU